Alternaria alternata is the source of this 1511-nucleotide messenger RNA. RefSeq names its product adenosine deaminase. Lineage: Eukaryota; Fungi; Ascomycota; Dothideomycetes; Pleosporales; Pleosporaceae. The transcript has a single exon. Gene Ontology annotation, molecular function: adenine deaminase activity. The record is from RefSeq and is a predicted model, not a curated record. The coding region runs from base 167 to 1243 and encodes 358 amino acids. Gene Ontology annotation, biological process: adenine catabolic process; purine ribonucleoside monophosphate biosynthetic process; hypoxanthine salvage. Gene Ontology annotation, cellular component: nucleus; cytosol.
CCAUUAUCCCAGCAAGGCCGGCGAACACCGACAGUCGCCGUCAGACUCCGAUAGAAAACUAGUCCUAAACAGCCCGUCUUUCGAAAAAGCCAAAAACUUAUAUCCAAUCUCUUCAUCUAACAAUUCCAACGUACGAGACUUCUUACUUCUUCAUAUAUCAAACACCAUGUGCAAAUCUCCCACUCACACGUUCUUAGCGGACCUCCCAAAAUGCGAACAUCACCUCCAUCUAGAAGGCUGCCUCAGUCCAAGCCUUCUAUUCACUCUAGCGUCUAAGAACAACAUCACCUUGCCAUCGCCAUCUGAGGAUGUCUCUUACACGUCUCCUGCAACACUCACCGAACGCUAUUCACAUUUCACGAACCUCGAUGAUUUCCUGGCGUACUACUACCGUGGCAUCGCAGUCGUAGUGCACCAAGAGGAUUUUGAGAUGCUUGCAUGGGAGUAUUUCACCACUGCAGCCAAGGACGGAGUUCGUCAUGCGGAGGUUUUCUUCGACCCGCAGAGUCACACGGAAAGAGGAAUUGAUUUUGAUGUUGUGGUACGUGGCUUCAACGCUGCAAGAGUACGGGCGGAAAAAGAGCUGGGAAUAACGAGUUGUCUGAUUAUGUGUUUUUUGAGGCAUCUACCUGCUAGUUCCGCGGCGGAGACCAUGGCAUUGGCCGUCAAGGGCGGACACUUUGAUGUUAAGAGCGACAGCCAGGAGCGCGCUAUUACUGGACUUGGGCUGGACUCGUCAGAGGUUGGAUUCCGCCCAGAACUCUUUGUGGACAUGUAUCGCGAGGGCGAAAAGAGAGGUCUACGGAGGACAGCUCAUGCGGGUGAAGAGGGUGACCCAACUUACAUUAGCGGAGCACUUGAUGCGUUACAAGCCGAACGCAUCGACCACGGCAUCCGCCUCACAGAAGAUCCCGAACUGCUUAGCCGAGUGGUAAAAGAGGAGGUACUAAUGACGGUUUGCCCUUUGAGCAAUGUCUGCCUCCAGGCUGUGGAGAAGGUCAGCCAAGUGCCAAUCAAGACAUUCCUCGAUGCAGGUGUAAAAUUCAGUAUCAACAGCGACGACCCAGCGUACUUUGGUGGAUACAUAUUAAACAAUUAUUGCGCGGUGCAAGAGGCCUUCAACUUAAGCAUGGAGGAAUGGAGGACAAUCGUUAGCAAUUCGAUUCACGGCAGCUGGAUAGGAGAGAAGCGAAAGUCUGAACUAUUGGGCCUGCUCGACGCUUGCAUGGACAAGCAUGCUUAGAUUCGUCUUGAACUACGAAGCUUUUCGUUGGAGAAAGGCCUGGCCAUCGGGCUAUGACGAAGGUCUUUCUUUGAAUUGUACUUGAUACCAAAAAGUAUCCUGGAGCUACUUGCUGUAACUCUAUCAAGAUACCUACGAAAGAAGACAGUAUAUACUAUCAAGGGUUGACAUGUUGUAUAUAUGUGACACUUGAAGUCACAGAACAGACUCUUUUACACAUCCGGCACAAGUUGAAAAGAACAAGCAUCUUCGUAGUAAGAGGAGUGGC